AUGACUCUACUGUCCACAGUAUAUGCAGGACUAGCUCACCAUCCACUGUAUACAUCAAUUGUGCUUGCCCUGGGAUAUGUGCUUGCCGUGAGGGCUAUUUUGAAUAGUUCUCGCAUUCGCAAGCGCAACCCCAAAAAUCUUCCUCUGCCUCCCGGGCCAAAAGGUUACCCAAUCAUCGGAAAUCUCUUUGAUGUUCCUCCACCGGUAGAUAGCCCGCAUGUUGUAUACCAUCAAUGGUUUAAAAAAUAUGGGAAUAUUAUAUACAUCGAAGUCCUCGGUCAACCGCUGCUGCUCCUAGGAUCUCUAGAGCGAGUGAAUGACCUUCUUGACAAGCGAUCUUCAAACUACUCAGACAGAAUGUCCAUGCCAAUGCUUCUUGGAUUGAUGAACUGGGGAUUCAGUAUGGCGCUCCUCCCCUAUGGGAAAUGGUGGAGACGCCACAGAAAAGCAUUUAAUGAACAUUUCCAUCGCAACAUUGUUUACAAGUAUCAGCCUAUUCAACAACGGGAAGUUCGCAGCUUUCUUUUCCGUCUUCUAGGAUCUCCAGAGAAUUUUAUUCAUCACAUACGGCACACAUUUGCAUCUAUCAUUAUGAACGUAGCAUAUGGUAUCACCGUUGAGGACCCCUCCGAUGCAUACGUAUCAAAUGCAGAAAAGGCUCUCGAGGGCAUUGUGGAGGCAGGUCUUCCAGGUUCAUUCCUAGUCGACCUGAUUCCUGCUUUGCUCCAUGUCCCUGCCUGGUUUCCGGGGGCUGGAUUCAAAAAGAAGGCUGCAUACUGGAGCAAAAUCAACGACGACGUUAUCAACAAACCUUUCGAAUAUAUUGAAAACGAACUUUGUAUCGUGCAACAGCUGGAGCAGACACGGUUAGUAGCGAGCUAUGUCUUGGAGUAG
Molecule: messenger RNA, 894 nt
Organism: Psilocybe cubensis
Lineage: Eukaryota; Fungi; Basidiomycota; Agaricomycetes; Agaricales; Agrocybaceae
Exons: 5
Coding region: 1-894 (297 amino acids)
Molecular function (GO): oxidoreductase activity, acting on paired donors, with incorporation or reduction of molecular oxygen; iron ion binding; heme binding
Source: RefSeq, a predicted model, not a curated record